CACUCGUGCUUGUACUUGAGCAGUUGGUGAUUAAAGUCAGACUCUGUCUGUUUCAGUUAAUCUUUUUAAAAAGCUUGCAGGGUAAUUUGACAGUGCAAACUACUUAUUUUUACAGAAUUACCGUAAGUUUUCUUUUUUUCUUUUUUUAUCUGUUGAUUUAAAAAAGAGUUAAACGUUACAAAUUAUUUUUAAUUAAUAAUAAUUUCAGUUACUUGGGGUUAUUUUCAGUGUUCCAUUAAGCGCUGUCAUAUAAUAUCAUAUCAUAUACUGACCAUGCGAACAGCGGACAUGUGCAAUCACGAGAAAUUGCAGCACUGCAAACAAAAAGCAGGGUGCUGCAUAGAUUCAGCGAAGGAUAAGCUGUUCGCCUUGAGUAAAGACAUAUGGAGCUGUCCAGAACUAGCGUACGAGGAAAAGCAGUCUCAUGACAUCCUCGUCCGCUUCUUCACGGAGACAGAGAAGGGGUGGAGCGUUGAAAGCCAUUACAAACUGGACACGGCGUUCCGGGCCACAUGGGGACCCACAGGAGGCAACGCGGGGGGUGACACAUUAAACAUUGGCUUUCUGUGCGAAUAUGACGCAUUGCCAGGUAUCGGUCACGCAUGUGGACAUAACCUGAUCGCUGAGGUCGGCGCUGCCGCAGCUGUGGGAAUCAAAGGGGCCUUGGAGGCGCUGGUCGAUCCGCCAGUUCGAGUAACGGUGACUGUGAUUGGGACUCCUGCAGAGGAAGAGGGAGGUGGCAAGAUUGACCUGAUUGAAGCAGGAGGCUUUGAAGGGCUGGAUCUGGUGUUCAUGGCACACCCAUCACAGGAGGAUGCAGCCUACCUUCCUGACAUGGCUGAAAACGAUGUGACGGUGAAGUACUAUGGAAAGGCCUCUCAUGCUGCAGCAUACCCAUGGGCAGGAAUUAAUGCUUUAGAUGCUGCUGUCCUCGCUUACAACAACUUGUCUCUGCUGAGGCAGCAGCUGAAGCCUGACUGGAGACUCCACGGUAUCAUUAAACACGGAGGGGUGAAGCCGAACAUCGUUCCAGCAUACUCCGAGCUGUACUUCUAUCUGCGCACCCCGCAGCGCACCGACCUCCCGUUUCUCAGAGAGAAGGCGGAGCAAUGUUUCAGAUCUGCUGCCAUGGCAACCGGGUGCCGAGUAGAGCUGCAAUACGGGCCUCACGAGUACCACAAUGUUCUUCCCAACAAGACACUCGCGCGGCUGUAUGAGGAGAAUGGGAAGGCACUUGGCAUUGAAUUCACAACAGACAAGCAGGUGCUCAGCACUCCAUCUGGAUCCACAGAUUUUGGAAAUCUGUCCUUUAUUGUUCCUGGAAUCCACCCCUAUUUUUACAUUGGUUCUGAAGCACUGAAUCACACUGAAGAGUACACUGCAGCUGCUGGUUCUGAUGAGGCCCAGUUUUUCACCUUGCGGACUGCCAAGACACUGGUGAUGAUGGCGCUGGAUGUUCUGUUUAACCCAGAGCUUCUGAAGCAGGUGAAAGAAGACUUCCGCCUGUCCAAGCUGAAAGAAGAAUGUGAGCUGAGAGGAAGGGAAAACGGCAGUGGGCCUGGGCAGUGGGGUGGGGCAGCCAGCGCCUCCCGCUGAACCCUAACUGAGAGUACCAUUCUCCCUCGCUGCACUCAAACGAGAGCACAAUCACAUACCUGUCUCCAUGGGUUUCCUUUUAUUUUAUUUUUUAAAUUGCUCAAGUUGCUUCAUAGCGACCCAUCUAUUACUGCUUUAAAGUUUAGUUGUUAGCUUUUUCAAGGAAGGUGUAAGCUGCUCCUUUCUCAUGUUACCUAAACCACACUACAAUGCAAAUCAACUGAUGAGCAGUUAGGAGUGAUUACAGGGGUUG
Messenger RNA from Polyodon spathula (Mississippi paddlefish), 1849 nucleotides. RefSeq names its product peptidase M20 domain-containing protein 2-like. Lineage: Eukaryota; Metazoa; Chordata; Actinopteri; Acipenseriformes; Polyodontidae. Bases 274 to 1596 code for a protein of 440 amino acids. The record is from RefSeq and is a predicted model, not a curated record. Gene Ontology annotation, molecular function: dipeptidase activity. The transcript is spliced from 7 exons.